AAUCUACACCUAAACAGCCUGCAAAAUCUCUGCCUUUCUCUUCCUUCCCCUCUUGAACUCUACAUCCGCAACAUCCAACUCCAUUAAUAAUAUAGACUUUUACCUGACCUUUGUACUUGAAAUCUAUAUUAUCUUCAAAAACCCCAUCAAAGAUUGCACCUUUUUAACUUACUGUCAUGCACCCAAGUUUCUUCCUUUCUCAAUGAGUUGGGUUUUCUUAACACUUACUUGGGGGGUGAAUGAAUGGGGUGUACGUUUUCUCAGCUAGCUGCAAAAUUUGCCUUCUUUCCUCCUUCCCCACCCACCUACCAGAUCAAGAAACGUGAGAAUGGCAAGCUCACUGUGGUCUCCUCUUCUUCUUCCAUGCCAACUGUUGCUGAUGACAGUUCCUUGGAUGUGCUCUUGAUUGACACUAAACGGGGGAACAAGAUUGUGGCUUUUUAUUUUAAAAACCCAUAUGCAAGACUCACUCUCCUCUACUCUCACGGCAAUGCUGCAGACCUUGGCCAGCUCUAUGACCUCUUUGUGCAGCUCAAAGUUAAUCUCAGAGUCAAUCUCAUGGGGUAUGACUAUUCUGGCUAUGGAGCUUCUACUGGUAAGCCCAGUGAAUCAAAUACUUAUGCAGAUAUAGAGGCAGUUUAUCAGUGUCUUCAGACUGAGUAUGGAAUUAGCCAGGAAGAUCUGAUUUUGUAUGGGCAGUCUGUUGGAAGUGGCCCAACACUGCACUUGGCAUCGAAGCUGCCUAGGUUAAGAGGUGUGGUUCUACACAGCGGCAUACUUUCUGGUCUUCGUGUGCUCUGCCAUGUAAAGUUCUCGUUUUGUUAUGACAUAUAUAAGAAUAUUAACAAAAUUAAGAAGGUGAAGUGCCCUGUGCUUGUAAUACAUGGUACAGAAGAUGAUGUUGUUAAUUGGCUUCAUGGGAAUGGAUUGUGGGAAAAGGCAAGGGAGCCAUAUGAGCCCUUAUGGAUUAAAGGAGGCGGGCACUGCAACUUGGAGCUAUACCCUGAUUACAUCCGCCAUCUCUGCAAGUUCAUUCAUGAAAUGGAGAACAUAACAACAGCAAGUCGCCUUAAAAAGAUACAGCAGAGUCUUCAUCUACCAACAAGGUCGAAUGGUACCUCAGUUACUUUUAAUAAGUGCUGUAGGAUCAGGUUCUCUAAACCCAAAUGCCCAGCGUAUUCAAAACCUAGAUGCAUUAAAUGUCCCUCACUGCCCAAAUGCUCCUGGUGUUCGGGACCCAACUGCAUCAGUUGUUGCUGGAAACUGAAAUGCCCAAAAUCAAAAUGCUUGAAUCCUUGCUGCUGCUUCAAAUGUUUGCAGUGGAAAUGUUGUUCCUGCUGCACCUGUUGUGGAGCAAGCAGUAGACAAGAUGGAUAACAGGGAUAAUGUGCUUGUAUAGAUUGCUGAACUUGCUAACAUCCCUCUAAUCUUGUGCAGCAAUGUACAAAACAGGAGAAAAUAGAUUUUCUGAUAUCUUUAGGAAAGCUAUACAAUUAAAUCAUAUCUUGUUAU
Rubroshorea leprosula is the source of this 1512-nucleotide messenger RNA. Lineage: Eukaryota; Viridiplantae; Streptophyta; Magnoliopsida; Malvales; Dipterocarpaceae. The record is from the annotation of a GenBank genome assembly.